AUGGCCAACCCCGGAGAAGGCAAGCAAUCCAAUGAUGAUGGGGCACCCAAGCCAGUGUCACAGCUGAAGCAGCUUGAGUCUCGGGUGGUCCGCAGACGCCUGUCCCAGGCCCGCCAUCGAGCCACCUUGGUAGGGCUCUUCAACAACCUAAGGAAGACAGUUUACUCCCAGUCUGAUCUCACAGCCUCCAAGUGGCAGGUACUGAAUAAGACGAAGGUUCACAUUCAGGAACUGGAACAAAGCUUGGAUAAUUUGCUGAAACUCAAAGGAUUCUUCAACUUGCGAGAUGGAAAUCCCAACAGCUUAGAGGAGGUCAAAGAAGAAUAUGCCAGAAUGUACUCUGAGAAUGACAGUGUAUUCCUAAACAGUUUUCCUCAGGACAGUCCCCCCAAGUGUGUCCCCCCUGAAGCUGUGGGACCAGAUGCUGAAGAAGAAGGAGAAGAAGAAGCAGAAGAAGCAGAAGAAGAAAAUGGUGAAGAGAGAGAGGUAGAGGAGUACCAGGAAGAGGAGGAAGAAGAGGAAGAGGAGAAAAAAGUCGAUCUCUCCCACUCCACCCCCACUCUGUUGCCAGACCUCAUGGAAUUUGAACGGUACCUCAACUUUUACAAGCAGACAAUGGACCUCCUGACCAUGAACAGCAUCAUCUCCGCACAGGAAGUGACACUCCCUAUUGUCUCUGCGGCCAUCUCCCAUCUGUGGCAGACUCUUUCUGAGGAGAAAAAGGCCAGGCUCCUGCAGGUGUGGGAGCAGCAGCACAGCACCUUCUCGGACCUCACCAAGACCUGUCUGGAGCUGGCUGGUGCGGAGGGCAGCAUGAAGGACAGUGGAGUGGACAGUCAAGGAGCCAGCUGCUCACUGGAGUCCACCCCGGAAGAGAUCCUUUUUGAGGAUGCUUUUGAUGUGGCAAGUUUCCUGGACAAGAGUGAGGCCCAGCAUAUGUCUAACAUCAGUGCUGUGUUUGCCAGCUGCAACUCAGCAGAAAAUCCAGAGGAGAAAUUUCAGCUCUACCUUCAGAUCAUUGAGUUUUUCAAAGGCCUUGGCUGUGUGAACACUCCACAAAACCAGGAACCGGAUCCUCCAGUCGACGAUGGUAUGAUGCUGCUCAAGUGCCUGGAGACCUUUGAUGAUGAUGAGGUGUAAAGCAGAUGGGCUGAGAAGGAAAAGAUUAAAUGGGAGAGGCGGGCUCAAGUUUAAAUGCUGGUAGCUAGGGUCACGCCUCCCUGUCUUUCAAGAUUUAUUGAGAAAGGUUGUU
Molecule: messenger RNA, 1252 nt
Organism: Apodemus sylvaticus (European woodmouse)
Lineage: Eukaryota; Metazoa; Chordata; Mammalia; Rodentia; Muridae
Gene: Stra8
Product: stimulated by retinoic acid 8
Exons: 8
Coding region: 1-1140 (379 amino acids)
Biological process (GO): meiotic cell cycle; cellular response to retinoic acid
Source: RefSeq, a predicted model, not a curated record